Colletotrichum abscissum is the source of this 504-nucleotide messenger RNA. RefSeq lists its product as uncharacterized. Bases 1 to 504 code for a protein of 167 amino acids. The record is from RefSeq and is a predicted model, not a curated record. The transcript is spliced from 3 exons. Lineage: Eukaryota; Fungi; Ascomycota; Sordariomycetes; Glomerellales; Glomerellaceae.
AUGAAGAUGGAGAUGAAGAAGAAGAAGAUGAUGAUGAUGAUGGGUGAUCCUCCUGAAGGUCCAAGGCCUACAGAGAAAGCACCUGAGCUAAGGAAGUACCUCAAGGAAUCUAAGGUCGGCAUGGAAGACAGGCACGAUCCGGAAUGCCUUCCCUUCCUUCACCGGGCUUACCUUCCCGUCUUCUCGACGAGCCUGCUGCCCGGUCUGCACCUUCCCGGUGUUCCUCCCCCCAACUGCACCUGCCCACCUGCCUCCCGCACCCGCACCCAAGGUAAGUAUACGGAGUACUGCAUUUCAAUUCGUCUGUCCGCUGCAUAUCCUACCAACAGGGGCCUGACGCUGCACGCCCGCCAUCUCUUCAUCCCUCCUUCAUAUCAUGAGCUGAUCCAGGCUUCAGAUUCUUGUCUCCUCUUGACUCUGGCCCUGUCUCCGGUCUCUUCCCGAAUCGCUUCACUCAGCCGACUACCACCACCAUCCCACCCAUUCUCCAAGGUGUACGGAUAG